AUGGUGCCCCGCGGGGCCGGCGGUCCGAGGUGCGGGGGCGGGGGCGGGGGGCGGGCGCGGGGUGACCGGGAGCGGGGCCUGCGGAGGCGUGCGGCGGGCGAGGCCGGGCGGGCCCCGGCGGACGAGGAAGCGGUGGUGGUGGUGGUGGUGGCUCCUCCCAAGGGGCGGGGCGCCGGGCCUGGCUCCUCCUGCCCCGCGCGCAGGACACGCCCCUCGAACGCAGGCCACGCCCCAUGCCACGCCCCCUGGCCCGCUGUAGAGCCCCGGUUUUGGCACGUUAAGACCACGCCCCCGGACACACCUCACAUAAAUAAGCCACGCUCCGGAGCGUCUGUCUACCCAAGCAGACACGGGUCCUGGCUGGAGUGUCACACGGCUGCUGUGCGACCCCGGGUAGGAGCUGGAGCUAGGGGGGACUCCAGGCGUCCCCCUGAGGGCGGGCAAGGAGGCGGGACCGACCGGGGCUCCCUGCAGCCCGCCCCUCCACGCACGGCACAGGCACAAUGCAGGGGCUUCCGCCCCAUCACAGCCCCGCCGCUGCCCGCCCCAGGCUUCGGCCCCGCGGGCCCCCAGGCCCCCCAGCGGCUUGCUGCUGCUGUGUCUGUUGCGCUCUGGGGCUGGGCCACUUGGCUGGGGGCGCCGGGCAGCUCCCCCACGGAGCCCCCGGGAGAGGAGGACACUUUGCAGAACGAGGCUGACAACCAAGAGAACGUCCCUGUCCCAGGGGACUACGACAAGGUGAAGGCUGUGUCCGAGGGUGCUGGCUGUAGCUGCAAAUGCGUGGUGAGGCCGCUAGGACGUGAUGCCUGCCGCAGGGUGGACACGGGGACUCCCGGACCCCACGACACCUACACUGUGGAAACCGUUACCUCGGGGCCUGGCUGCAAGUGUUUCCUGUGUGGCACCCCAUCCGCUCUAAAUCCCUGUGAGGGUGACUUCCGGCUACAGAAACUUCGGGAAGCUGAGGGCCGUGACCUGAAGCUCUCCUCAGUUCUGGACAUGCUGGAGGGUGCCCUGUACGGCCUGGACCUCCUGAAGCUGCACUCAGUCACCACUAAGCGGGGGCGUGUGGACAGGCUGGAGGAGGAAGUUUCUAGAAACCUCACUCAGGAAAAUGAGGAGAUCAAAGAACACAUUGAGGAGAUUCGCUCCGAGGUGAGAGAGAGGAGCCAGCAGGGGUGCUGCAGAGAGAAACCGGACAGCCAGCCAGACUGUAGAAGCCGCCUCCUCGCUGAGUCAGCCCUUGCUUGGUCAGCCUCGGGAGGGUUCUGAAGUUUCUGCAGGAAGAAAUUCUUGUCACUGCAGGUCAACACAGUAGAGCUCCUGGACACUCAGCCCCUGGCACGGCCCCCACAGCUUCCACACCAGCCUGCAAAGCCCAGGGCCCAGCUGGUCUCCAGGCCCACCAUCAUCCGGGGCUUCACCUACUACAAGGCACAGGUGCCUGAUGAGGAAGAAGACGAGAAUGACAUUGAGGAGCUGCAAGAUGAGUUUUUCAGCGGGGAUCACGAAGGGUACCUGCUGAGUGCGGAGCAGCUGCUGAGACAGGGAAGCGUCGCUGGAGCUGACCUGGAUCUCCUGUCCCCCGCAUGGCCCUCCAGUCCGGGCGUCCCCGACCCCAUGAGCCCAGCCUCUGCUGAACAAGGGUCAACACCACCCCUAGCCGUGGGGGAGCUAGACACGCCCCCCACGGUCACUUCACCACUUUCCACCUCAGGGGCACCGCUGCCCACGGUGGCUGAAGCCACGCACACAGAAGUGGCAGGGACUGAGGCCACGGCUGGGUGGGGCACAGUGCCUGUCAGCCCCUCGCUGAGCCCGGAGGACAUUCCGACCAUAGGGAAAUGCGAAGACACGCUGUCCUCCAUCACCGAGCCUGUCCUCCAGAACACCUACGGGCGCAGCGAGGGCGCAUGGAUGAAGGACCCUCUGGCACAGGAUGAUCACAUCUACGUCGCCAACUACCACUAUGGCAACACGCUGAUAGAGUUCCGGAACCUCGAGAGCUUCAAGCAGGGCCGCUGGAGCAACUCGUACAAGCUGCCGUACAGCUGGGCGGGCACGGGCCACGCGGUGCUGGGCGGCGCCUUCUUCUACCGCCGCGCCUUCUCGCGCACCAUCCUCAAGUUCGACCUGCGGCGGCGCAGCGUGGCGGCCUGGGCGCUGCUGCACGACGCGGCGCUCGAGGAGCGGGAGCGGGAGCGGGCCGCGGACGCGGCGCCCGGGCGCUGGCGCGGGCCGUCGGACGUGCACCUGGCCGUGGACGAGGCGGGCCUGUGGCUGCUGUACCCGGCGCUGGACGACGACGCCAUGGUGCUCAGCCGCCUCAGCGCCGCCGACCUGAGCGCGCGCCGCGACGCCACGUGGCGCACCGGGCUGAGGCGCGGGCGCUUCGGCAGCUGCUUCGUGGUGUGCGGGGUCCUGUACGCCGUGGACAGCGCCCGGCGCCGCCGCGCCGCCGUGGCCUACGCCUUCGACACGCACACGGGCACGCAGGUGGCGCCGCGCCUGCCCUUCGAGAACCGCUUCGCCGCCACCGCGCACGUGGGCUACAACCCGCGCGACCGGCUGCUCUACGCCUGGGACAACGGCCACCAGCUCACCUACCAAGUGGUCUUCGCCUACUGA
Suncus etruscus (white-toothed pygmy shrew) is the source of this 2628-nucleotide messenger RNA. It is a transcript of the gene OLFML2B, whose product is annotated as olfactomedin like 2B. Gene Ontology annotation, biological process: signal transduction. NCBI's taxonomy places the organism in Eukaryota, Metazoa, Chordata, Mammalia, Eulipotyphla, Soricidae. The record is from RefSeq and is a predicted model, not a curated record.